Molecule: messenger RNA, 3544 nt
Organism: Pangasianodon hypophthalmus (striped catfish)
Lineage: Eukaryota; Metazoa; Chordata; Actinopteri; Siluriformes; Pangasiidae
Product: zinc finger protein 135
Exons: 10
Coding region: 380-2887 (835 amino acids)
Biological process (GO): regulation of transcription by RNA polymerase II
Cellular component (GO): nucleus
Molecular function (GO): RNA polymerase II cis-regulatory region sequence-specific DNA binding; DNA-binding transcription factor activity, RNA polymerase II-specific
Source: RefSeq, a predicted model, not a curated record
ACCGAAUGGCUCUGUUGUGUAGGUUUGCGCGAGACCACCGCUCGGUCCCGACUGCUGAACGUUAAACCCGGAUAUUCUGUUGUUGUUGUUGUUGUUGUUGUUGUUUGUUGUUGUUGUUUGUUGUUGAGAUUUGUCGGUUGUUGAUGUGGAGGCGCUGCUCAGUGGCCCGAGGCACCGCGCGGAUACAAUUCAUUUCCGUGUUUUGUUAAAUGUUAGCUCAGGAUUUCAGACGUUGCUACUUUACAAAAAUGAAAUGUAGCUAAUUUUUUUUUAACACGCUCCUUCGACUUCCGGUUUCAACCGGAAAUACAUUUAACCGGCACUUUAACGGGGCCAUUAAUAAUCCACAGGUAACAAAAACUGCUAGUUUGCAGCAGACAUGGUCCGGCGCUGCAUUUUUGGCUGCUCUUCUCCCCGCACGUUGUUUGCUUUCCCGACCGAUCCUUGGUUGCGAAAGAGAUGGCUGGAAUUUGCUCAUCUUGAAGAGAGCGGUAUUCGUUCGAGUUCUCGAAUAUGUGACAGACACUUUUCGGAAGACUCCUUCAACAACUUGGGGCUGUUUAACGCCGGGAUAACUUGUUACCUCAGGUUGAUCGAGAACGCAGUUCCGUCUUUGUACACAGUCGGCGCUGCUCCAUCAGUAACACCGUCGAUCAGAAGUAUCGGAUGCCAGUACGAAAAGGUGCGCAACACCGCCAACAUAAGCGUGCAAGUCAAUCCGCCGAAAAUCUACAGACGGAGUAAAGCGAUUCAAGUUUGGACAGUCCGGCGGAGCGCAGACUCGGACGUGGACUCGGACGUGGACUUGGACUCGGAGAGCUAUGAAGGCAUUUCACAGACAGCAAGAGGUCGUGAGAAGACUCCCGCAACAGCCCAAGAACUUUCUCUUCGUGGGAGCUGUGUCUCAGAAGACGACCCGUCAGCGCCGGUGGAGAUUGAGCUCGAAUUAACAAGCAGCAUGAUGGAUAAACCAUCGGUGGGUUCACAGGGAUGUGGAAAAGAUCUGAGGUCGUCCGCUUUAGAUGAGGACGGAUACAGCAGCUUACCUGAGAGCAGUUACGCGAUCUUGAGCAAGGAGGUGUUGGUGCUUCUGAUGUUCCGCUGUUUGGAGUGCUCCAGCGAGUGCCGCAUUCGAGGAAUAGGCAAAGGAGGGAGUCUGUCUCUCGGACAAGAAUGUCUGUCCUGCUCUAACUACAGACUGUGGACCUCUAGACAAGCCGAGAAGCCGAAAGAGAAGGUGGCUGAUGUGCCUGUAAUCACGCCGUAUGAAGACGUGUCCACUCAGGAGUCUGACAACUCUUCAGUAUCCGCAACUCUGCACUCAGGACCCAGUUUGGUCGAGUGUAAAAAUGCUGCCGCGCAAGAGGAGACCGACGCCGAGGCUAUUUCAAGCGUUAUAGUGAAAGAGGAACCGGAAGACUGCGACGAGGUGGUGAAGGUGGAGCAGCCGAGCCUCCUCAUGGAGACACAUGAGGAUUAUGCUUCCGCUGCUACAGGAGAGGAUGGAGAUGGGAAUCGCGAUGAAGUUGUGACUGUUAAAAACGAGAUAGAUGAGCUGGCUCACCUCGAGGCUCUUGCUUUUCAGACCGAGCAGCAAACGCUGCUGAUCGACGAGACGGGUCGAGUGAGACGCGCCGAGCUACCGAGAGACGACGACGACGACGAUGAUGACGAUGACGAUGACGAAGAGGAUUUAGAAGAGAAUUCGGAAGCUGACGAGGAUUCAAGCUCGUUUGAUCCGUCGGAGGAUUUGGGCGAGGAAUCUUCUGAUUUGGAUAACGGCAGAAAGCUCAUGGUGCUGAAACCGUUUCAGAACACCAUCAAACCGAUUAUUUGGUGUACAGACUGUACAGACGUAGCCAAGAUGAUCUGUACGAUUCGGAGGCACAAAAGGAUCUACGGUUGCGCAGAGUGCGGCGUCGGUGACCCCGCGUAUGAAAACAGCACUUUUAAAGACUUCUCUGUUCAUUUCAGCGACAUAACAAGUUUUCAUAAACAUGCCAUGAAGGAGCACGGUGCAAAAGAAAUCCCUCCCGAAAACAGAGUGUGUGAGGAUUGCCAUAAAACCAUCAGGAUGCCGACAAACCCUAACAAAAAGCCGCGAGAACACGUGUGCGAGUACAAGAUCAAGCCGUUUGCGUGUCACUUGUGUCGCAAGCGCUUUUUUACAGAAACCGGCCAAAAAGUGCACUACCGUCGACUUCACGGAGACUACACGCAUUUUUGUAAAUACUGCAUGACGCCAUUUGACACGAAAGAGUCCAAGCUGAAGCACGAGACGACUCACAGCGAAGAGCCGCUGCCUUACAUCUGUCCGGACUGCCCGGAGAAGUUCCAAGACUUCGUCGCGCGCAAUCAACACCUACGGAGCCACCGAGGAGAAAAGAAACACAUCUGCGACAAGUGCCACCGGAGAUUCGGCGAUCUCGCCAGCUACGACAGACACAUGCGGAUACACUCGGGAGAGAAACCGUACACGUGCAACGUCUGCGAACGUUCCUUCACGCAGGCCGGACACCUCAAGUCGCACAUGCGCCUGCACACGGGCGAGAGGCCGUUCAUGUGCGAGCAGUGCGGGAAGUGUUUCAAUCACAACGUCAGCCUCAAGAACCACCUGCAGAAGCAUCACUGCGGCGACGGCACUCCGGCGGAAGAGGACCAGCAGACGGCCGACCCCUCCAGUACGGCGAAACGGGCUAGAAAGCGAGCGAGGAAAAGCUCCGCUUCGUACGCCGAGGACGUCAAGGAGGACAGAGGGUUGGAAUGUCGCUCUGAGAGCGAGACGUCCGAUUCUGAUGAAGAGUGGACGAAAAGAGGAAGGAAGAAGAAAGCUAGGAGGAAGAGACGAGGGGAAAAAAACGCAGAUGAUGACGAGCGUGGCGAAUGAGCAUCACAGACUGCAGUAUUUAUUCUUUUCACAACAAUUCCUAAGUUCACCCUUAUCGCAAUAAAGCUGCUGUCCGUGAGGAUGAAGGCUGAAGCGGCGGUCACACUAGAUGCAAAAGAACCCUUUCAUUCAAGAUUCAAGAAAAGUGUUUGCUUCUGGUACUGGUUAAUUUUCAUAUCCACCUCCUCAUAUUUCAUUCUGCAUCAAAUUUAUGUAGAUGAAGUUUAAUUUAAUAAUUUAAUAGAAAACAAGCACGGGGGUGGAGUCUCAACAUGUAACAACUCUAGGUGUAUUAUUAUUAUUGCUAAAACUAAACUUUUUUGGCUUCUCAGUCAACGUAAUAUCUGUCAUGUUUAACGUUAUCUGUUCACUGAAACACUACUUUCCCCUCCAGAAACACGUCACACCAAAAACCACACCAUUUUUGCUCCACCAUGGCGAAGAAGAGCGACGUGACCGCUGCUUAACGCAUGCUUCCUCUGUCUAUACACCGAAACCAUGGACAGCUGUGCCACUCGGGUGUUUCUUGGUACCUCACAUUCCUGUCUCGUUAUUCUAUAAAAGACUCGCAGUACUGAAGGUGAAAGAAGACAUGGAUGAGCUGUUGCUUUGUACAGUUACACAAUAAAACUGCUGGAUAUAACAAUUUGUAUUUGA